AUGUUUAACUCGGUAAAUCUGAGCAACUUCUGCUCCCAGACACGUAAAGACCGGACAUCUGAGUUCGGGGACAGGACGGGCUGUGCCUCCAAUAUCUACCUCCCCAGCUGCACCUACUACGUCCCAGAAUUUUCAACCGUUUCUUCGUUUCUUCCGCAGGGGCCUUCACGGCAAAUUACAUACCCCUACACUACAAAUUUGUCUCAAGUGCAACCGGUACGAGAUGUUUCCUACGGCCUGGAUCCAUCCAGCAAGUGGCACCACAGAACCAACUACGCGACGUGCUACUCCGGAGAGGAUCUGGUGCACAGGGAUUGUCUUCCGCCAUCCACCAUGACAGAAAUGCUCAUGAAAAACGAGAGCGUGUACAGCCACCACCACCAUCACCACCAUCCUAGCUCUAACCACCCAUCUACUGGUUUCUAUUCCAGUGUCGGGAAAAACAACGUGCUGCCUCAAGGUUUUGAUCGCUUUUUUGAAUCGGCGUAUUGUGGAGCUGACAACCAGUCAGACCAUUGUUUACAAAAGAGCGAGACGACUAAACUAGAGAGCACGUCCCAGCAGCCCAGCGCAGUUUCGGGGGUGGAAGAGCCAGAAAAGGACGCCGAGGACGAAGAAGAACGAACAAAUUCGGGCUCAUGUAGCUCCUCAGGCACAAAGGAGAGCAACGCAAGCAAAAUCAACCAUUCGAGUGCCCCCCGCACGAGGAAGAAGAGAUGUCCAUACUCCAAGUUUCAGAUUCGCGAACUGGAACGAGAGUUUUUCUUUAACGUUUACAUCAACAAGGAGAAAAGGCUGCAGCUAUCCAGAAUGCUAAACCUUACUGACAGACAAGUGAAAAUAUGGUUUCAAAAUCGCAGAAUGAAAGAAAAGAAAUUAAGCAGAGACCGCUUGCAGUAUUUCUCUGGGAACCCACUGUUGUAAACAAUGGACUUAUUUCAGUAGGCCAAGGUUGAUUUUACUUGAUAUUUCCGAAAACUUUGGAUGUUCCAUCAUUCUAUGAACUAUUGAUCAUUUAUCUCGAUGAAGCCGACAUUUCUGACUAAAUUCGCAUGGAUUUGAAAAAAAUUAUAUUUUUUUGUAAUAACAGAGAAAAGGCGUCUUGGGAAGAUAAUUAUGGAGCCUUUGUAGUUAAAAAUCCAAGUUCAGAUUUACUAUUCACAAGGUUUUUGAGGAAAAUCACAGGCUACACUGAAAUCUUUGUAGAUAUCUUAUUCACAAUACAACCUUAAUGACUAGUUGCUGUAAAUAUGUAACAAAACAAGUCGAACUGAAGUCGGAGUCGUCGUACAAUAUCUUGUAUUUUUCUUUUCUUUUCUUUCUUUUUUUUUUAAACAUUUUCGUCAUUUUAAACUGUGACUUGUACAAUCUGUAAUAAUGUAUUCCUUGUACAGAGACUAUGCAACGUGCAUUUGUGAUUGUAAAUAUAGCAAAUAUUAAGUUCACUUUCCCUAA
Molecule: messenger RNA, 1455 nt
Organism: Ictalurus punctatus (channel catfish)
Lineage: Eukaryota; Metazoa; Chordata; Actinopteri; Siluriformes; Ictaluridae
Gene: hoxc11a
Product: homeobox C11a
Exons: 2
Coding region: 1-924 (307 amino acids)
Biological process (GO): regulation of transcription by RNA polymerase II; anatomical structure development
Cellular component (GO): nucleus
Molecular function (GO): RNA polymerase II cis-regulatory region sequence-specific DNA binding; DNA-binding transcription factor activity, RNA polymerase II-specific
Source: RefSeq, a predicted model, not a curated record